Morchella importuna is the source of this 333-nucleotide messenger RNA. RefSeq lists its product as uncharacterized. Bases 1 to 333 code for a protein of 110 amino acids. The transcript is spliced from 6 exons. The record is from RefSeq and is a predicted model, not a curated record. NCBI's taxonomy places the organism in Eukaryota, Fungi, Ascomycota, Pezizomycetes, Pezizales, Morchellaceae.
AUGGAUGGGAAACGUUUGAGCCUGUUUGGGCUGUGUGAUCUCGUCUUGUUAGAGCAGCGAUCUCUCAAUAGAUACCCUGGGCUUGUUUUGUCUUGUCUGGCGACGCAUUACCUCACUUGCUCAUCUCGAUACUUGGACGUGUUGCGUAACUUUCCAUCCACUGUCUCGACCAUCUCUCCAGCACAUUCCUUGCGCCACCUAACCUUCACACUACCAGUGUCCGUGUGCAAAUCAUCAACCUCAGUUCUUAACCUCAACAGCUCAUCACCUCCAUCCUCUUCCAUCCUUUACUUCAAUCGUACGCUAGAUUUCGAGAUUCAUUCUCAGUUAUAA